Molecule: messenger RNA, 450 nt
Organism: Cotesia congregata
Lineage: Eukaryota; Metazoa; Arthropoda; Insecta; Hymenoptera; Braconidae
Source: the annotation of a GenBank genome assembly
AUGGGACGAAGUGCACAGUUGAUUAUUUUAUCGCUAUUAGUACUUUUUAUUCACGAAGGUUUGGCAAUAAAAUGUUGGGAGUGCAGAUCAGAUUCUGAUCCAAAGUGUGCUGAUCCAUUUGAUAAUUCUACGGUUCCAAUAGCAGAUUGUUCUGAAAAACGUGAAUUGAGUCAUUUAAAAGGCGUUAAAUCAACAAUGUGUCGUAAAAUCAGACAAAAAGUCAAUGGAGUUUGGAAAUACAUAAGAAGUUGUGCAUACUUAGGAGAACCCGGCAUAGGUGGUGAUGAAAGAUUUUGUUUGAUGAGAACAGGAUCUUACAACAUAUUUAUGGAAUAUUGUACGUGCAAUAGUAAAGAUGGAUGUAAUGCGGGUACAUCUAUAAACAGCUCUUGGAUCGUUUCAUUAAUUGCUGGUUUAUUGACGCUAGGAUACUAUUUAACAGCUAAGUGA